Molecule: messenger RNA, 1692 nt
Organism: Eremomyces bilateralis CBS 781.70
Lineage: Eukaryota; Fungi; Ascomycota; Dothideomycetes; Eremomycetales; Eremomycetaceae
Exons: 3
Coding region: 160-1692 (510 amino acids)
Source: RefSeq, a predicted model, not a curated record
AAGCAAUGUCAGGCCAAAUUGGGCGCAAAACUCGGCACGCAUGGUGCCUUAUGAAUUCGAGACGUUUAUAGUUCUUCCUUGUCUCGUUAUCAGCACGCGUUUCUUUGGAAUUGCUCUUCAAGCUUGUCUUCUGUCCGUCGUUACAGAGUCACUGAAACCAUGCGUUCGUUCAACUCUUCUCCAGCUGGAGCUUUGCUUUCAUUGUCGCUCUCUCAGAUCUUUUCUAUUGCGCUUGCUCAAUCUUCACCCCCUGUAGUUGAGCCAGUAGUAACCCCGACGGCAGCUCCAGUUCCUAGCUCAACCACAACCUCUGAAUGGGUAGACACGCUCACAGCUCCUCCGGCCUUUCCCUCGUUUCCCACAUUUGAAUCCCAAGGUGGUGGCGGGUUAGGCGACUUUGCCGGCGAGAGGGGUGGCCUUGGCGGUGCUAUCCUUCCAAUCCCGUACGGCGAACCCGCCAAUAUCUCUACAAUCACCGGCCAAGGAAAUCCGUCCAUAUACGUUUGUUAUAACUCGCAUCUAGCAUACACGUCCAGCCGCCAGUCGUACAUUUCGAACAAAAUCCCUCUCAAAUAUAACACUACGACUAUUCCGUAUUCUACGUGGGUAACAGCAUUUCAAAAUACCUCAGUCAUCCCAACCACUCUCUGCGAUGGCUAUCCACGAUUCCUGGACGAGACUGUCACGCCCGUCACUCUGACCUUUUCGGACAAUGUGAUGCGUGAGAUCACUCAAACCGAGCCGGGGCCACUCCCGACGUGCACCAUUGAAGAAACCUCUUGUACCUGGGCAAUUGCCGCUUACGCGACAGCAACGUAUUCAUAUCUGUCCAGCGUCUAUAGCACGCACUUUGCCCAGACCGCAACCGGUCUUCCCAAGCAAAUCGCCUUCAACUAUGUCCGGCCGCCGUGUUAUACCGAUCCGUCUUGUCCUGCGCCGUCCGCAAAGGCACACUGCAGUGCGGAUUCGGAAGAGGGUACUGUUCUCUACUGGCCCGUGACAACUGGGGGAAAUUUCUGCAACGGAAGCUCCAUCGUGCCUGGCACGCCAACCGUGGCCGGUGCGCCAAACACCGCCGUCUUCCGCGGAGCCACUGUUACUUCGCCCACCGCGCUGGUUAUUCUGCGGAAGGCAACCCUUUCUGCCGCAUCGACGACCACCCGGCCAAAUCAAGGAUUGAACUGGCAACCGUGCGGUCAUCCUGCCGAUGUGACAUUGUCUCUCGCCCCGGAAGAGCUCUCGACCUUCCGAACCGAGUACAGCGUCUCCUUCACAGAUGAGGAUUACACUUACUGGGAGACGUCUACCGUACUUGCACCGCUGCAGUUCCAGGACCUGAAUCGUGGCGCCGUGCCAUACAACGAGUACGCCAAUGUACGGGGAUGCAAUAUCAACGAGACACGAUCCGACUACAGGCGAUGCCCGAGCUCAAUUUUGCCGGACUACACCCCAUCAUUGGUCUACCCGAAGCAGGCUAUUGCUCAGGUCACUGACGCGAGCUUUGCGAACUUCUCGUGCUCAACCGGCAAAGUCAGGAAGAAACCCACAUUCGUUCCAAUCACUGCAGCAGCAAUGGAAAUGCCAUCGGCGACGCAUUACGGGGCAGAGGUAUCCGUGGGCCCAAGAACUAGCACGUUGAAACAAGAAGAGGUCGAGGAGGUGAUGACUUUCGAUGAGGCUAGAGUCUUCUAA